CCAUAUCCUUAAAUCAGAAAGUUUGUUGAUAAGAUGGUACUAAAGACAAUUGAUCUGAUUAAGAAUGAAAUUCCUCUAAAUGAGGAAUCAGUGGUUAUAUCAGAGGCUGCCAAGACUGGUCUAGUUCUUGUAGAUAUCAUCAAUGGCUUCUGCACUGUUGGAGCUGGAAAUCUGGCUCCAAGAGAACCCAACAGGCAGAUUUCAGAAAUGAUUGAUGAAUCUGCUAGGCUGGCAAGGUUGUUCUGUGAAAAGGGUUGGCCUGUUCUUGCCUUUCUUGAUUCACACAGUCCUGACAAGCUUGAACACCCUUAUCCUCCUCACUGCAUCUCUGGCUCUGAUGAAUCCAAUCUUGUUCCUGCUCUGAGAUGGCUAGAGAAUGAACCAAAUGUGAGGAUCAGGCACAAAGAUUGCUAUGAUGGCUACAUCGGAUCAGCUGAGGAAGACGGCUCUAACGCUUUUGUUGAUUGGGUAAAAGACAACAAGAUUCAAGUUUUACUGGUGGUUGGAGUUUGCACAGACAUUUGUGUUCUGGAUUUUGUUUGCUCAACCAUAUCGGCUAGAAACCGAGGUUUUCUUGAUCCUUUGGAGGAUGUUGUUGUUUGCUCAAAGGGAUGUGCCACUUUUGACUUCCCACCCUCCAUGGCAAACAACACCAAAGAUAUCAUGCCUCAUCCCCAGGAGCUCAUGCAUCACAUGGGACUUUACAUGGCCAAACAAAGAGGAGCAAAGAUAGCUAAAGAUGUAUCUAUUUCUCAAGUUUGAACUAAAGAUCAUGUGAUCUAGGAAAAAGGGUUUUCUUUAUUCAACCAAAGUACUGUAGUUUAAUGUACUAGAAUACAUUCUAGUA
Messenger RNA from Ipomoea nil (Japanese morning glory), 847 nucleotides. RefSeq names its product nicotinamidase 1-like. Gene Ontology annotation, biological process: pyridine nucleotide salvage. The record is from RefSeq and is a predicted model, not a curated record. The coding region runs from base 34 to 762 and encodes 242 amino acids. Lineage: Eukaryota; Viridiplantae; Streptophyta; Magnoliopsida; Solanales; Convolvulaceae. The transcript is spliced from 4 exons. Gene Ontology annotation, molecular function: nicotinamidase activity.